AUGACAGAACCUGUUCCCAUUAGAAACAGAUUACCUUCAAGGAUGGAUUUGUUUGCUACAAAUUUGAAGCAAGAUAUAAGAGCACAUCAGAGAACAUAUGAAGGGGCAUAUACAAGAACUGCUAUUGGAUGUCUUUCCUUUUCGAUAUUGAUUAUUAAGCUCUUCUCUAAAGAAUUCUUGCCAAUUGGCACCAUCUACACAAUCUACGGAUGUCUUUUGUAUUUUCUUGGUGUUUUCAAAUCCUCAAGAGUAGACGUAUAUUACAAUCCCGAUAAGGAUAUGGAAAUGUUCACAACUAGUGGUGAUUUUGUGCUUUUUUUAACAAUUCUCAGUUUAUGUUGCUACAUUGCCUUGUUAGUAUUGUUGCUACGAAUGUGA
This is a messenger RNA of Candida albicans SC5314, 378 nucleotides long. RefSeq lists its product as uncharacterized. The coding region runs from base 1 to 378 and encodes 125 amino acids. NCBI's taxonomy places the organism in Eukaryota, Fungi, Ascomycota, Pichiomycetes, Serinales, Debaryomycetaceae. The transcript has a single exon. The record is from RefSeq and is a predicted model, not a curated record.